GUGACAGCCAGUGAGGGAGAGGUGGAGGAGAUGAAGAGCAAGAAUGCAGGGAGGACAAACAGACUUCAGAAUGGUAUCACCUGUUACCAUACCAAAGGUGGCGUUCUUUGCUGGUUUGUCUGAAACAGGAGGGUUUCUGGGACCCUUCAACACUGAAACCUCACUGGUCUACACCAAUGUCAUCACCAACAUUGGCCAGGCCUACAGCCCAGUUACAGGUGUCUUUGCUGCUCCAGUGAGAGGAGUCUACUACUUCAGAUUCUCUGGCAUGGAUGCCACAACAUCACAGUACAUGGACUUCUGUUUGUUCAAGAAUGACCAGGGUAUAAUGUGGAAUGGACAGUACAAUAGUCAACAAAGGCGACAGUAUCUAUCCAAUUCGUUGACUCUAGAACUGGAGGAGGGGGACUUGGUCUACAUGUGCCUCCCAUCAGGCUACAGGAUCUAUGAUGAUUCAGAUAAACACAGCUCCUUCAGUGGCUUCCUACUCUUCCCUAUGUGAGAUGAACACCACAAAAGCUAUAAUAAAAAGUCUGAACUGUUCUUAUAACAUUCCAUGAAACAUGAAGGUAAAAUAAAAUGACUAACGUCUUCUGUUCUGUUGACGUUUGACUAUUUACUAUGA
Molecule: messenger RNA, 625 nt
Organism: Coregonus clupeaformis (lake whitefish)
Lineage: Eukaryota; Metazoa; Chordata; Actinopteri; Salmoniformes; Salmonidae
Product: complement C1q-like protein 2
Exons: 3
Coding region: 44-502 (152 amino acids)
Molecular function (GO): protein binding
Source: RefSeq, a predicted model, not a curated record